Anopheles darlingi is the source of this 1745-nucleotide messenger RNA. RefSeq names its product divergent protein kinase domain 2A. Lineage: Eukaryota; Metazoa; Arthropoda; Insecta; Diptera; Culicidae. The transcript is spliced from 4 exons. The record is from RefSeq and is a predicted model, not a curated record. Bases 279 to 1520 code for a protein of 413 amino acids.
CGACUGAACCGUUUGACAACAAGUACACAAGAUAGCCGGUUAAUGUUUAACCGGACAGUUUUCUGGGCCUGCUUUUUGUGAACAGGUUAUGUGGGGACUUGAACGCUCGUUUAUACGCCCACGUUCGCCACUGAAAUAUCCAGAACCGGUUCAGAACCGAUUACUACUGUGAAGGAAAAAGCGUUUAUUUUUGUUAAAGAAUUAACGAUUCUUCAUUUAGUUGGUGAUAUAAAUCUAAAAAAGCAUUGUAUGAUAGCACUAUUCCUACACCUGUUCAGAUGUCUUCCAAAGUUUCUGUAUAUUAUGCGUUUCUGUUUAUGAUCAUUGUGUUGCGAUACCAGCCCAGAGAAUCCAGCGAAGGAAAAGGUCCACUUGAGAGUACUUGUGAAUACGAAACACGCCAACUGUGCCCCGAAUGUUUCAACAGACAAUCUGGAUGUUGGCAUGCUGACCAACUGUUUGAAACGCAGCACGGAAGUUGGUUCAACAAAAUUAAUAACCUCAUGCACGCGCACAGCACUACAUUGGGCACGUUUCGUGGCACGGAACGUGCUGUUAUGAAGACACUGAACCGACACAAAGCAGUUGAAUCGUUGCAGCGUAAUUUUUGUGAUACGGUACUGCAAAAGAUACCAUCGACAGGGUCACCUGCUGUUUGCAGCUGGUUUUUGACGGGCAACUCGAAAGAUAGUGCGAUGUUUCUUAAGAAUGAUAUCCUGGACACUAGACGUAUCGAGGGCUGUAUUUUCUGCCCAGCAAAUGGUAACCGAGCUUCGUUACAUCGUUUUCUACAUGCCAUCGACCUAGAUCGGACAACAGAACUUUGGAAACUGCUCGCAGUUCGCACUAACGUUGAACCUCUAUUAUUGAAGCUAGCAUCUAAGCACAAAGUUAGGAUGCCGUUUCCAAAAUUACUUUAUUACUUUGGAUUCUCAUUCAUCGAAAGCCACGACGGUGAACCAUUGAGUAACUUUUACAACAGCCCGCUUCACUUACGCAUGCUGAUUGCACGUGAGCUUAUAAAGGUUGCAUUUAUCACAACGGAAGGAAUCGACGGAUUUAGAUUUAUUCUCACGGAUUUAAGUCCCGAUAACAUCGCUGUGAAGAUCGAACAAGACCAUGAAGCGAUAGCCUUGUCCAUUGUUGACCUGAACAAUGUUAUAGUGAUAGACAGUCAUGCGACCACAUUUGAGACCGAUCGACAUCAUGUGCAUAGCAGAAUAGAGUGCGAUGGAUGCUUUGCGUACUCCCAAAACGAUGUUUGUAGUCAUCGCACCAGUGACUUAAACUAUUUCGCCAUAUGUCAGUUGCUUCUAGAAAAUCUUAAUGGAAACACAGCUGCCGGGUUUCUGCACUAUGAUCAACAAAUCUUACGAAAUGAGUCAGAUGAAAGUACAUCACAAGUACGGCUGCUGCACACUUUUCUUCACGAAUGUGUCUACUGUCAACCACCGUAUUGUCGUGAGCGAUCGGCGAUUCUUGAGGACAUACUGAAUGUCUUGAAUCAAUGCUUAUCUUGACAGCAUUAUUUAACAAAUUUCUUGCCGUUGGCAGUCCGCUUACCCCUAAAUUGGCGAUCGGUUUUCUCGUCCUCCGCAAGUGCUUGUACAUUUUGGAUAUAUUCACGCAAUUCCUUAAGCUCACACAUAGCUUUCUUCGUGAGCUGACCUUCGGGUGUGGUGGGAUGUUCGAACACAAGCAUUCCGAUCGCUUCCUUCAGAACACUCUCGGCCUUAUGUAAAUUU